AUGGAAUAUUCAGUGCCAUUGCCAGAAAGAGUGAUUCGGGGCUUUGUUAUUUUCUUAAACUCCUAUUUUGGCUCCAUACUAUAUGUUUUAUGGGCUUUUAUUCUUGAGCCUUGGCUAAACACUCCUUAGGCUUAGCUUCAAAAAUAUUGAGCAGUCCCUUUACCUCGCUCCUUCUUACUGUACUACCUGCUGGGUUAUUUAUUCUUAUUUUGCGUUAACGUGAUAAGCACCUCUCAAUUCUGUUCCAUUCACACAAUCACAGUUAACUAUGCUAAAAAACAACAAGCCAAUGAAAUAUCAAGAAUAAGUUAUCUCAGCAUUAGAGAUACUUGUAUUAGCAAAGUAAACCAUAUGUUCUUUCUGGUAGCCAAAGAACUUUAUAACAAAAAUUGGAAUGUACAUCACUUUAUUGCACAUGCUAGAUGA
Molecule: messenger RNA, 426 nt
Organism: Echinops telfairi (small Madagascar hedgehog)
Lineage: Eukaryota; Metazoa; Chordata; Mammalia; Afrosoricida; Tenrecidae
Product: phosphatidylinositol N-acetylglucosaminyltransferase subunit P-like
Exons: 3
Source: RefSeq, a predicted model, not a curated record